Aspergillus eucalypticola CBS 122712 is the source of this 1969-nucleotide messenger RNA. RefSeq names its product putative peptidyl-prolyl cis-trans isomerase (gene cwc27). The coding region runs from base 230 to 1969 and encodes 579 amino acids. Gene Ontology annotation, cellular component: catalytic step 2 spliceosome. The transcript has a single exon. Gene Ontology annotation, molecular function: peptidyl-prolyl cis-trans isomerase activity. Gene Ontology annotation, biological process: protein folding; protein peptidyl-prolyl isomerization. The record is from RefSeq and is a predicted model, not a curated record. Lineage: Eukaryota; Fungi; Ascomycota; Eurotiomycetes; Eurotiales; Aspergillaceae.
CCUCCGCACGCGCUCCCUCGCACCACGGACCCUACUUCGGGUCGUCACCUCCUACUUGAAUUUAAUGAAUUGAAUUAGCCCUCCCUAUCAAUUCAACAACUACCACCUAUCCACCUACCUACACGGAUCUCCCCAAUCGCGCAGCUCAGCUGCCACUUAUUACUACCACCAAACAACUACCACCCUCACACCCUCACACCUGCACGCCUCCGCGCGCUCUUGAACCAAAAUGUCGACACACUACAACACCGAACCCACCGCCACCGCCUCCGCAACCCUGCACACAACCCUAGGACCCCUACACAUCGCGCUCUUCGCCUCCCAAACGCCCCUAACAUGCCGCAACUUCCUCCAACACAUCCAAGACAACUACUACACAGGGACAAUCUUCCACCGAAUCAUCCCCAACUUCAUUCUCCAAGGCGGCGACCCAACCGGUACCGGCUCAGGCGGAACAAGCAUCUACGAGGAACCCGAAUUCGAAUACGACCCGACAGCGCGCGAUCCGAACGAGAAAGUAGUCCUGCGCGAUGAACUGCACAGCCGGUUACGAUUCAAUCGGCGUGGAUUGGUUGGGAUGGCGAAAGCCGAGGACGGGAGCUACGGGAGUCAGUUCUUCAUUACAUUGGGGGAUGCGAGUCGGGAGUUGAAUGGGCAGUGUACGUUGUUUGGGAGGAUCGAGGGAGAUAGUAUCUAUAAUGUGUUGAAGAUUGCGGAGGGAGAGGUGGUCGAGGGGACCGAGCGGCCGGUUUAUCCCAUUAGGGUUACCGGGUGUGAGGUGGGGGAGUUGGGGCCGUUGGAGGGGAAGAUUGUGAAGAGGGAUUUGACGGCGAGAAGUUCUGCGACUGCUGCUGGGGCUGGGGGUGAAGCGAAGGGUGGGAAGAAGGCAGCGCAGGCGAAGAAGAAGGGAAAGGCGAAGGGAGGGAAGACGCUGCUCAGCUUUGGUGAUGAUGAGGGUGAAGAGGGUGAGGAGAUGCCUGUCAGGCCGGCGAAACCGAAAUAUAAUGCUGCACUGGUGACGGAUAAUACAGCUGGGAGCGGCGAUGCGCCAGCAGAAAAGAAGAAGGAGAAGGUCAAGGCAAGGAAGACGUCACCCUCACCACCACCGCGCAAGCGCGCAUCGCCCACCCCUCCACCCAUUGACCGACCCAAGAGUCCCGACCCAGCGACGCAACUUCCUCUGCGCGAUCCUGAGUCUCCCGAGCGCUCUCCCAGCCCAGAAGAACAGCCAGCACAAAAGUCCAAACUCGAGCGAACCAACGCGGAGAUCGAAUCCCUGAAAGCGUCCAUGCGCCGCACCGUAACCACGGAGUCAGAUACAGGACGCAAGAAGUCCGCCUUGGAAGCCAUGAUCCCUCAAACAGCCAUCCGCGGCCGCAGACGCCCACCACCCGGAUCCUCAGCAAGUACCAGCGCCAGCAACGGCAUAACGGGCUUCUCUAGUACCAGCGACAACGCCGCACUGAAGAUGUUCAACGCUUUCAAAGCGAAACUCGAAAACGCGGACACUGCCCCUACCACCACCACUACGACCAGCAAACAACCCCAACCCAAACCCCAAACAGAGAAGGAAGAAGACGAGGAAGACGAGGAAUCCCAACUCUGCGAUCUCCACUUCAUCGUGAACUGCCAAUCAUGCAAAUCCUGGUCUGACAACAACGCAGCCGGCACUGAUGCCGCCGAAGGCAAUGAAGACAACCAAUUAGGCGACGACACAGACCAAGGCUGGUUAACGCACCAGCUCCGCUUCGGGAAAGAUACGCUGGGCAAGGAUCUGAAAUGGAAGAAAGAGCAUCCGGACGACGUGGAUAGCUUAAUGGUGAUUGAUCCGCGGGAGAAGGAGAAGGAUAUUGUUGCGUCCGGGUCCGGGUCUGGGAGGAAGAAGAGGGGGAUGAUGGAACGGGAUCGUGAGAGGGAUAGGAAGAGAGGGAGGGUGGGAGAUUUGGAGUGGGAGAAGGGGAGGAAGUAA